Annulohypoxylon truncatum is the source of this 687-nucleotide messenger RNA. RefSeq lists its product as uncharacterized. The transcript has 2 exons. Bases 1 to 687 code for a protein of 228 amino acids. The record is from RefSeq and is a predicted model, not a curated record. Lineage: Eukaryota; Fungi; Ascomycota; Sordariomycetes; Xylariales; Hypoxylaceae.
AUGUCCAGCGAACUUCUCAAUGAUGCAGCCAUCGUGCUCCAUCGCAUUCUCAGUAAUGAAAACAUCAAGUACGGCAUUUUUGGUGGUUAUGCUAUCAGUGCCUUCGGAGGCCACCGCCUCACCAAGGACAUCGAUGUUCUAGUCUCGGGUUCCAAAGAUGAGAUCGUCAAACUGAUCACCGAGGAGCAUGGUUUCGAGGCCAUCGAGCCAACCAGAGAUGACUACGUCGCUUUCUUCUGGACCGAUAAAGCUAGCCUUAAAUUUCCAGUGCUAGUAAAGAUUUUCUACGAGCAGUUCCCAGGCCACGAGCAUACGAUGGAACAUGUCACCUGUACCACCAUUCCCAUCAAAGGCCUCUACCACGGCCCCGGAAUCGCUUCCUUCCUCGACCCACCUUACUUAUUCAAGGGGAAGGUCCACGCUGCCAAGACCCGGUACAAGGCAUGGGACACAGCUGACAUGCGAGCCUUGGUGACCAGAUUCGAGGAAGAUAUCGCCGAUCACAUUGACGAGAUUAACAUCAAGGACAUCGGACUUUCUAUGAAGAGACACGCCGACCUCGCAUUCCUAUUCCGUCAGCUCGACGUUGACAUAGAUGAAGCUGAACUAGCGGCUAAGACCAUCGGUCUGCACGAUACCAAGAAGCCGUUGGGUUUAGGGGUUAUUCAAACCAGUUUGCUAGCAUAA